ACGCAUGCUGCUGAUGACAUGGUGUACACGCUGCAGGUGGAGGACAGGAACAAGAGGUUCAUUUCUAUCUACAGAGGACCCAGCCACACCUACAAGGUCCAGAGGCUGACAGAGUUGACAUGCUACUCCUUCAGAAUCCAGGCAGCCAGCGAGGCUGGCAAAGGGCCCUUCUCAGAAACCUACACCGUCAGCACAUCCAAGAGUGUGCCCCCUGCCAUCAAAGCCCCACGAGUGACAGAAGGGAAUUCAUGUGAAAUUCUCUGGGAGACAGUUCCGCCAAUGAAAGGCGAUCCUAUCAGCUACAUUCUGCAGGUGUUGGUUGGAAGAGAAUCUGAAUACAAACAGGUGUACAAGGGAGAAGAAGCCACAUUCCAAAUCUCAGGCCUCCAGACAAACACAGACUACAGGUUCCGCGUGUGUGCGUGUUGUCGAUGUCUCGACAUCUCUCCGGAGCUAAGUGGAGCUUUCGGCCCCUCUGCAGCUUUUGUCUUACAACGAAAUGAGGUCAUGCUUACAGGGGACCUGGGGAGCUUAGACGACCCCAAAAUGAAGAGCAUGAAGCCUACUGAUGAACAGUUUGCAGCCCUUAUUGUGGUUGGCUUUGCGACUCUGUCGAUUUUAUUUGCCUUUAUACUACAGUACUUCUUAAUGAAGUAA
Molecule: messenger RNA, 657 nt
Organism: Elephantulus edwardii (Cape elephant shrew)
Lineage: Eukaryota; Metazoa; Chordata; Mammalia; Macroscelidea; Macroscelididae
Product: fibronectin type III domain-containing protein 3B-like
Exons: 1
Coding region: 19-657 (212 amino acids)
Molecular function (GO): protein binding
Source: RefSeq, a predicted model, not a curated record